This is a messenger RNA of Ambispora leptoticha, 161 nucleotides long. Lineage: Eukaryota; Fungi; Glomeromycota; Glomeromycetes; Archaeosporales; Ambisporaceae. The record is from the annotation of a GenBank genome assembly.
UUAAAGCCAUUGCUGAUUCCGCGGAUAAAUUUGAAAUCAAUCUUACUUUACAAAGUGCUUUAAGGGAUAUCAAGGAGUUAAAAACUAUCGCUCCUACUGAAAGACAAAAACUAAAUGAUUAUUUUGUAUUUUGUCCUGCCCAAGAAUUAGAAUUAACUUGA